Cercopithifilaria johnstoni is the source of this 936-nucleotide messenger RNA. Lineage: Eukaryota; Metazoa; Nematoda; Chromadorea; Rhabditida; Onchocercidae. The record is from the annotation of a GenBank genome assembly.
AUGGGUUCCUGCGAAGCGGAUUAUUGUUUUAUUGAACGUAAACCAACCGAUGAAAGGGAUCAUUAUCGGAUCACAAAGGGAUGUAUUAAAAGGCCACCACGUACUCAUAUGGGUUGCGAUUAUGAUCGUUUUCAAGAUCAUAUCCUAUGCAUUUGUAGAGGUGAAUUUUGUAAUGAUAUGAUUUAUAUAAGGCCGAUGCAUCGGCAAAUUAUCACAUGUCGAAAUUGUUCGGAUCGAGAACCAGAUUGUGGUGAAACAUGUCGGGGACAAUGGUGUUAUGAGGAUUCUAUAACAGGAGCUGCUGGAUGCGGCUAUGGACCUCCCUCAUUACCUUACUUUUAUAAGGGACCAGAAUUGUUAUACUAUCGUACACGGAUGUGUGUUACCGUUAGCAGAGGUUCCAGUUCUCCACGUAAACAUUGCAUAUGUAAUACAAAUAAUUGCAAUGUUGCAUAUAAACGUUCAACACCAUGGAAUCAUCUGGAAGGAGCUACUCGAAUACGAUCUCUUCUUGUAAAUCAAAAAGAAAAUAAUUUUCCAUCAGAAUUGCAUAGAUGUGUUAAUUGUGAAUUAAGUACGGAAGAUACUAAAAUGACUGCAUCGUGCAAGCAAAAUCAAUGCAUAGGACAUUACUGUACCCUUGUAACGCAACGAUUAUUUCUCCCAACAAAACAAUAUCAACAACAAAAAUCAUUCUUAAAUGAACUUCAAGGAUGUAUUAAUGUUACCGAUAAUCAUCAUAUUCAACUUGGUUGUUCACAUAAAUGGAUGAGCAAUGAGGAGGAAGAACUACAUUGUGCAUGUAUCGGUGAUCGUUGCAAUCGUGAUCUGGCAACAGCAAGCCUUAAUAAAGCUAAUCGAAUGACCAUAAUCAUUGAGCCACUUAUUGCUGUGAUAUUUAUUCAUUUAAUUGUCUGCUCCAUUCUAUUAUUUUAA